CCAGCAAACAGGUAACGUUAAGUUAUUCCUAGAGACACCUAAAGAAGCCAAACUCAUGUGUCAACAUGGUUUCAAAUGUUUUUGGCACCAGAUGUACACCUGACCAAAUCUCUCUUCAACGGUUUGUCAAUGUUACACAAUGUUUCAAAUGUCAUGCGUUUUGCCAUAACACCAAUAAAUGCAGUAGUCAAUCAACAAUCUGCAGGAUAUACUCUGAUGAGCAUUCUUUUAGAGACUGCCAUAACAGAACUAACCCCAAUUUUGUAAUGGAAAACACCAUGCUGUUUCCCCUAUCUGUCAUGUGAGAAAAACUACAAUUCAGAAAAUUCUAGAGGCAAAGAAACUGUCAAAUUCUAAGAGAACCACUCCCCAGGCACCUCCAUCAAUGUUCCGGGCUUCAUUCCCAGCUCUACCUGAAUCUGGUGGGACUCCUCAGGUCUCCUCUAUCGGUUCCAAUGUUUGGACCUCUGGCCCUCCUGCAGCGCCCCACCCUUCCCCUAACCCUCACCUACAACAAACACAAGCACAAGUUUCUUUCUCACUCCCUAUGUCUCCUGGGUCCUCAGCCGGGAUAUGACGAGAGCUUAACUAAUGUUCAUGUUAGUCAAGGAGAUAGCAGGUAACGAUAAUCAACUCUGUUCUAAUAUUUUCAAUGAUAUGUUAGUGGCUAAUGGGAUCAGUCCCAUUCGAUUCCGAGAUAAUGUGCAGUUAAUUAUGGCUCAGUCCCCUAAAGAUAGAAAGUAUGUACCCUCCCAUACCCCUACAAAUACGCCUAACUUCAUUUCUCUUGCAGGGCUCAACCGCCUCCAACAACCAAGUUGUAAACUUACUUCAGCCCGAUGAGUUAAUACCUGCCCCUAACCUUGCCCCAGAUACUGGUGCUCAUCCUUCCGCUAUUGAAGCUGAUCCUGCAGAACAAGUAACUUUCCAGGGUACUUCGCCUGGCCUACUAAAUUUUCCGUUGGAGCCCCCAGUCUCCUUUUGACACUCAUGUGCCUUUGCUUCCUGUAACUGGGAAUACCACAACUCAGUUAUCCGAUGAUGACUCUAAUGAGUCUGUUGAUAUUACCACCACGAGUGAGGAUGAUGACAUGGUCAGUACGCAAGCAACUACUCAGGAAUACAUUCUUCCCCUUAAUGAGUCGAGUAGGGAGAGUGUACAUUCCAGUUGUGACGAUACUUGCAGACGUCAACCCUCUGUCCGAAGCAAACGUGCAAGGUACAAGAAAUAAUGGGGAUUACAAUUUUCCAACUUAAUGUUCAACAUUUCUUUAAUAACCGUUACCUCCUCGAAGUUGAACUACACAAUUACAACUCUGGCGUUAUCCUCCUGAAUGAGACAGCGGCGGGAGUUGAUCAACAUAUCAAAUUACGAGGUUAUUCUACUGUGGAGAAAUCGAGAGGACCGCAUAGUGGCGUGACCGUCCUAGUUAAAUUAGGAUAUGCGUUUCGAAACAUUUACGUUGACGAAGAUAACAUUAUUGCAACUGAGAUGACGACAUCUUAUGGUCAACUACUGAUAGGAACUGGAUAUUUUCCUCCGAGACAACCAUAUAUAGCGUCCGUUCUCCUACAUCGGAUACUAAGUAAAAAUAUUCCAACAAUUCUGGCAGGAGAUGAUUUUAAUGCCCACCACCCUGCCCUCUGUAACUGCGGACCUGUUAAUCCGUUGGGCGACUUGAAGGGAAAUCAACUAUUUAAUAUCAUGACAGCCAGAUCUGUCGUUUCAAGGACCAUUCUUUAAGUCAUAUGUCGGUCGUCAUCCGGGGACACCAGAUAUAGUCUUGACCAACAGAGAUUGUGACCUCUUCCAUUGCCGAGUCUCUCCUGGUGGGAACGUAGGAUCUGACCAUAUCCCUGAUAUAAUAAAGCUACACGCUUCCCCAUUUAGAAUACCAGUACCUCCUAAACCCAAUCUCAACACCCUAGGGUUUGACCCCUUCAGGGCAUUCCUAGGUAACGACGAUACUGUUUCGCUGGAGAAUUUGCCUUCCGCUGCAAUUGACGAAGCGAUCAGGUCCCUCCACAGCCGAAUACUUGAUGCCACUAAUACAACUUGCCAAUUAGCCUCCACAAAGAUCUACCAGCAAUAUAAACCUACUAGGGAAAUUAGAGACUGCAUGAAAAAUUAUCAAACGGAAUGUCAAAGGCAUCUUCAAACACAACAGCCACCAAGGGCUACACUGCAUAGGUUGAAGUAGGACUUAAUUACCAUGAUUAGUCAUCACAAACGAGACUUAUGGAAAUAUCUUGUUCUUAAAGCUAACCAGUAUAAACGUCAGCCUGCAAAAUCCUGGAGCAAGAUCCGGCAGCUUCUCCCAGUUACCUAAUUCAUACCUUCACUGACGAUGAUGAGGAGGAGGUUGAUAUAAAACUUGAUGAUCCAUAGAACCAGGCCAGUCUGAUGGGUAAUGUGUGGGAGAAAAUUCUUUCACACAAUAACAGUCGCAGAUUUAAUAAUAACCAAUAUCAGUUGGUCAAUGAACGGAGAGAUGACAACGUAGUUGAUCUGCAACCACUCCCUGUAAUCGAUACAUCAACUCUUGAAGAUGACCACUGUCUUACUAGACCAAUUACACUCCCAGAGAUGAGUCAAGUUAUUGGACGAAUGCGAAAUAGAGCCCUUGGUCUCUUUGGAAUAACAAUUAAACAGAGAAGUUUCUUACCUAGAAAUUGCUAACAGUCUUUGGUCAAUAUCUUUAAUGCCAUCUAGGCCUCCGGGCACUUUCCAUUGGUUUUAAGUCUGCAAGUAUGAUCUUUAUUACUAAACCCAAUAAAGACAACCACCGACCUGGGAACUAUAGACCUAUAUCUUUACUUGAGGUCACUGGCAAAGUUCUUGAGAAAAUCAUUUCCAAUAGAUUGAACUAUUACAUGGAGUAUGAUCACCUCUUUACUGAAAAACAGUUCGGCUGAAGGACUCAUUGAGGUGCCCAUCAUGCAAUAAAUAUAAUUUUCGAUGCUGUUGCAACCCUGAAGCAACAGAGCAAUAUUGCCCUAAUUACCACCAGGGAUGUUCACAAAGCUUUUGACAGCUUGUGGCAUGAUGAUCUUAUAUUUAAACUUAUUGACCUACCUGACCACAACUGGUCCUUUCUCAGAUUUAUAUAUAACUUCUUGUCUGAAAGAAAAAUCAUCCCUACCUUUAACGGCAAGUCGGCAGAGCCUUUUAUACCAACAAGGCUCAUGUUAUCCAUGUCGUCUCAUCAACCCCCAUUAAUAGGAAAAUACAAGUAUGAGAGGGUCCAUAGAAAAAAUGAAUACUGAACUCCGUCGAACAGAUAACUGGGAAAAGAAAUGGAGAAUCAAGACCAACCCUUACAAAGUCUUUAUCAGCACGAUAGGCUGUUUUGCGUCAACUAUCGAAGACAAGGGGGGUAUCUCCAUCAGAGGUACACCUAUAGUCAUUAGAAACCCUAACAAGAUCCGGGGAUAUGAGAUAAACAGAUUACUCCACUCAACAUCUCAUGUCAGUAAACAAACUUAGCCAAAGCCGGUCUUACCAGUCUGUAUAGAUUUAAUCAAGCUCCUUCACAAGUCAAAAAACAUCUGUAUAAAAUGAUGAUAAGACCUAUACUCGAAUACCCGUGUGUCCCAAUGUCGUUAACAACAAAAACCAACAUGAUACGGUUGCAACGAGUCCACAGUAGGUUCUCCGCUUUAUUACGGGUACCAGGAGGAGAGACGGAAUCAGGAAGGCAGAAUUUCACAUCCGCCAGGUUAUUUCUGCCCUAAACGUACAACUUGAUACGCUUGAAGAAGAGGCAACUUUAUGCAAUGCAAGAACUCUAUAUACCAGACAGAGAGAAUCCUCCCUACGUUGCAAAUACCACUGACUAUAUCAUCAGCACUCCUCCCCACAGACCCAAAAAAAAGACUUCAACAGAGGGUGCGUCGCUUUAUCCACAAGGAUGAUUACCGACGACCAAUGAUCUUGAGCAGCCUCCCUGCAGAUGAAGAUGACUCGGUAACACCGGAACCCGUCUCUGUCUACUAAGAAUAUCAUCGCCCCUAAUUAUGGAGAUAUAUUUUAUAACUUCUUUAAGCACACAUCUACUACUGUAUCAGCGAGAUACUUACUAUGGCGGGUCACCACCUGGAAAGAAGCCAACAUGCCCAGUAAUUUUAAAUAAAUUGCGCGUAUAUUUAUCGCCUUGAUCUUGUCAAUACCAACCUUCGUCCUGCAAUCGCAAAAAACAAACAGCAAAAACAAAAAAAAUAAUAAAAAUAAAUAAAUAAAACACAAUUGCAAAUUAUAUAUCCAUUAUCAACUCAUACACGUAUAUAUUUGUUAUAUCUGUGUGAAUCUGAUGGGUAAAUGUUAUACUCCUGUCAAUAAUUUUCUGUUACUACACAUACACCUUCCAAAUUGCACCAAAGUGGUUGUGCCACUUCCCUUUGUAUCCUACCCCUCUUUCCCCUCCCUCCCUUUUCCCAUAUUUCAAUCCUUACCCUUCCUUCUUCCUUUCCUUUCUUACCAAAACUCUGGUCAUAAGUUCAAGUUCAAGUUGUUAUGAGCACAGCCAUGAGUCACUAUGACAACGACCAUCCUGGGAAAGUAACCAUGAGCGUGAACACUAAUGCAGAAUCAUAUAUGCACAUGUCUGAAUGCAUACGCUCAGUAACAUAAACACACACACACACACACACACACACACACACACACACAUAGAGUUCAAGACACAAACACUAUCGACUAGUGCCUUUGACAAACAGGAACUAUCACAAAAGGCCCAGUAAUGAGUGAUAACAUUAUCAUCUCACAGUAUUUAGGUUUUUUAAUAAAUAAUCUUCCUGUGUUAUUUAAUUUUGCCCAAUAAGCAUUCCCUUAUAUAUUGUACAUAGUCAUUAUAAUUAAAAAAUACGAAAAAUAUUGGUAUCGGUCAAAAGUUGGGUAUCGGUAUCGGGCAAUAUUUUGGUAUCGCCCCAUCGCUAGUUUAAGUUUUCAAUUCAGGUAAUUACUCUCAGACAAUAUAUUAGUUAUUUCUAGUAUAUAAACGGUUUUCUUUCAGAUGGUUCAUUAUCUACGGAUUCCAGGAGGAAUUGGAUUUUUUGAAGCAGUAACUAAUAACUGGGAAUCCAAAAACAACAAUAAUCUCUCUCUGCUGAUCGAAAAUAUAAAGCUAUUACAGCAGCUGUCGUCGUACAUAACAAUUGUUGUGAUAAGUGACGAAACAACGUUCCUGGCCGCCUUCACGAAGUGGUCAGGGAGGAGCUUCCUCCUGGUGUGGUCCACCAGGAUCCUGAUGGUUACUCGCUCUCACCUCUCGCAGCUUCAAAAUCUACACAUGGCCUUAUCUAAGUGGAAUGUUAUGUUGCUUAUUAUCACUGAUGAUACAUCAAACAUCAGAUGUAGUGUAUACGUAUAUCUGCCGUACACUGGAGGUGACACCCCGGCGCAGGAGGUGGCUACUUGGACACCACACACAGGUCUGCUUCUUACCUCACACCUCCAAUUCUUCCCUGACAAAUUCUCAAAACUAUUCCAUGGUCCGAAUCUGCUGGUUGCGACAGAGGUUAAUCCCUUUAAUAAGAUAAUCAGUGUCACUGACCCUGAGGGCCACAGGGUUAACAGGGUUCACUUCACUGGUCCUGUGCCAAAAGUGGUGGAUUUCCUCUCUAAAGCACUUAAUUUUACGUACACCUACUUACGGCCUCCUGAUGGAGUCUGGGGCGUUAGUGUUGGUAACGGCUCGUGGUCCGGUAUGGUAGGACUGGUGAUGAGAGAGGAAGUAGAUAUCGGUGCUGGCCCUUUCUCGGUUGAAAGAAGUCGAAGCAAAGUGGUGGAUUUUACUGUUCCAAUACUGGUGGAUUUCUGGAGGAUUCUAGGAGUUCGAGGACUUCCUAAGGUAGAUCCAUGGGGCUUCCUGUUUCCCCUGUCUUCACUGGUGUGGGUUGCCAUCAUGGCGGCCUUGUUGCUGCUAGCUGCUGCAGUUUUCAUCAUGUCGUCAAGUUUCCAUCACAAAAGGGUUGGCCACAGCAACUAUUUACAUCUCUUCUUCAACUUCAUUCGAAUACUGUUACAGCAAGAUAUUACGGGUCCUACGUACUGGUGGGAGCGUGUUAUUUUGGUGGUGUGGAUGAUGGUGACGCUGGUGUUAACACGGAGCUACUCUGGCAACCUCAUGGCCCUUCUGGCAGUUAGACACAUCUCUGAGCCAUACCAGUCUUUACGAGACGUAGUGGACGACUCAUCUGUUAAGAUGAUUUGGGAAAAAGACUCUGGUGCUGGUCCCAUUCUCAAGUUAGCUGAAUCUGGUAUAUAUCGGGAGAUAGCUGAAACGGAAAAGGUUGGACGGUUAGUAUGGAGAACACACCCUCAGUUCGCGGAAGCCAUAGACACGCUGGUGCGUCGGGGCGACCACGUUCUCAUGGAGGUCGACACUGCCGAGAAGGCUUAUGUCGCACAAGACUUCACGAAAACAGGUGAGUGUUCAUUUUACCAGUCAAGAGAAGAAUUUCUGCAGAUAAUGCUUGCAAUGAUUGGUCCGAAGAACAGUCCAAUUGUGCCAGCCUUAAAUAAAAGGAUAGUGUCGAUGACGGAGGCUGGACUUUUCUUCCAUUGGCUGAAAGGAGACGAACCAAAUACCACUACAUGUUAUCGUACCUCCAGCAAGAUCACAGUAAACGAAGCACUCUCUCUCAGUAAUGUCUGGGGAAUGUUUGUUAUUCUCUUCGUCGGCCUUCUUACCAGCCUUUUUAUAUUUUGUCUUGAGCUUCUGAUUCCUUGCAUUCAAUAAAUUUAGAAGUUAAUGUCACACUGAAACAAUACACAGUUACUGUAUCGAGAAAUUCUUUGAGAUUCCAACGAAGCUCCAUUACCCAAAAGAGUUUAUUGUACAAUUAAAUUACUGUAAUACAUCUUUAAGUUUUUCAUUAUUGCAACCUCGUUGCAAUCUCAGAGAGUUUAGCAUUAUCUUCAUCCAAAUAUUCAGGACCGCAAAUAUGCAAACGUCUCAGGAAUAUUGUAGAGAGGACACUUCUCUUAACUUUCCCAUCAUGGAUAGAAUCAUGGUGGAUGUAUUAGACGGCAAUGGUCGAUUUCCUGUGUACUGUGAACUUAAAAUUGCUUUCAACUCGGCUGAUGAUGGCGUCCAGAAAUGGGAGCUUACUGUUUACUUCUUCCUUCACUUUGAACUUAAAUGAAGGAAAUAGGUCACUGAGUUUCAGUAGAAAGUAGUGGAUUAGCGUUAUUACGUAAGUGCCUUAGUGGAAAGGUUUAUCAAAGUUGCUGCUCUAGUGCAGGUUGAUCUGCCUCGCCACGACACUGAUUAACUUCACAGAUUAGUACUUAAAAAAAUGUUAAGACUCGAGAGGAGGAUGUGUUUUACUGAAAUUAUAAGACCCCAUAUGACCUUAUUAACACAGUUCUUGUGAGCAGAAUGGAUCAUGUGUAUAGUGAACUACAACAGAAGGUUACCUCGCCAUGAAACUCAACAAUCUUAUAGCACAAAGUGCUCCCAACAUGCUAAUCCCGAUUUUCUUAGAAACUUAUCAAGUACUGAUAUUAGUCUGGAUCAAUAUUAAGUUUCAGGCAAAGUUCUGCUCUGUCUGCAGGAGAUAUCAACUAUGUACAGUAGAUCUCGAGAAAUGCUUUCAAAAUUUGGAGAAAUGUUAAAAUUAAGAUCUGACUCUGGAGCGGCAAACCAGCAGAAGGCCUCGGGUCAGAUGACCAAAAGGCUCCAGUGACAAAUCUUACCUAACUUUAAAACCCAGAAACCAGGUCAUCAAAUAGUCUAUAAUUAUAAACCUAUGUUCGCAGAACCAACAGGGCUAAUUAUAAUUAGCUCUGUUGGUUCUGCAGCAUAUAAUUUAUUAAAAGUAAAAUUGAUUGGUAAUAUUUCGGAUGCUCUUAUAAAAAACAGCAUUGUUCCACAGAGAAACUUCAGAGUUUGGACAAGCCAAAUGACUUUACUUUAGUGAAUUUUGAUGUUAUUGCAAUGUUAUCUCGAGUUCCCAGUCCUGAUUUACUCACCUGCCUCAAGAUAUGCUUGACAACUUUCCUAUACCAAGCCUUCAAAAUAUUAUCAUUAAGCUAAUUAAACUGUGAGAAGUGGACCAUAAAUUAGCAAUGGCGGAAAACUUCUAUGCCUAAAAGCAAGGUAUGGCAAUGGGAAAUCAAUUUGGCUUAAGCAUUUCGUAUCCCUGAUUGUACACAUUAGGUUUAGUUUGUGUGCAGGUAAGUUUCUCAACCUAUUACUAAGCACCUUGUUUACCUAGUUCGACUAAGUUGUAUAAAUAUGUUGAUUAUGUUUUCUUGUGACCAGGUAACCUGGACUUGAAUAACUUUCUAUUGAGUGACUAAAUCCCUUUGAAUUAAUUCUCAGUCAAGGACGGAGUGGAUAAUAAGCUCCCAUUUUUGGACAUCCUAACCAGCUGAGUCGAUUUUUUUUAAGUUUACUAUACAGAGGAAGUUUUGGACAUUCAGACCAGAUGAGUCGAACUUUUUUCUUUAAGUUUACUAUAUGGAGGAAGUGGACCAACGGUUGCUCAUACAUCCACUAUUUUUCUGACCACAAAGCAAAAGUUUAAAGCAGUGUAUGUUUUGCAGCUCUCCGGAGAGCUUUGUAUAUUUACAGGUCUAAGUAACUGAAUGAGAAGAUGGCGAAAAUCUUUGACAUUGCGGAAUUUGUUGAAAAAGCCUUGACAGUAGCCAAGAAGAUCCACAGCAGCACUGAACCCAGUGUAACAAGUUCAAGAAAGAACCUGUUAGUACUCGCGUGUAACGAGAUCCUAGGGUCUAAUCCAUUGUCAUUACAGAUUUGACAUAAAUAAUAUUUAGGAUCACUGAAACUGUCAAAAACAUACUGACUACGAAUUUCCCUGCAAACAUGAUGGGAGGUAUAUACAAGAUGCUUUGCAGUAGUUGCAAUAAGUUUUGUGUCGGGAAAACAGGAAAACUUCUGUCGAAAUUGAGCACAAAACCCGUGCUCAAUUUGGACAGCAUUAAACAUUACAUUAGUGUCUUGACUAAAACAAUAUUUAAUAAAAUCAGAGUUUACAGUAAUCUUACACGUUAGUUAGAAGUUUGAAUUUUAGCUUCUAACUCGUCAACGGUAGAAAAAAAUUAUAUUUAAUCAACAUUUAUAAAACUAACCUGUCCUUAUACAAUAUAAGACAAGGCUUAUACAGGUUCGAUCAAUUGCUAAUUGAGGCUUUUAUUUUCAGCUUUAAACCUUCACAAAUGCUCCUGAUUACAUAAAAUGUGUUAGCCCCAUAAACACUAAAUCAUUAGCCAA
Messenger RNA from Cherax quadricarinatus, 9239 nucleotides. RefSeq names its product glutamate receptor ionotropic, kainate glr-3-like. Gene Ontology annotation, molecular function: ligand-gated monoatomic ion channel activity. The record is from RefSeq and is a predicted model, not a curated record. NCBI's taxonomy places the organism in Eukaryota, Metazoa, Arthropoda, Malacostraca, Decapoda, Parastacidae. Gene Ontology annotation, cellular component: membrane.